UGUCGUUGAAAUACACAUACUGGAGCAACCUCCUACGAAGCUGGGUUCUUUUGUGGCUUUCUUCUGGCCAUCUGCCGUGCUUCAAGUAGUUAAUAAAAUCAUGUCUCCAAUCUUCAAUAGAUACCUCCAUGCAGGGAGCCAUUUCCACUAUGGUGACAGCGUUGCAAUCCUGGAUAAGUUCUUUCAGGUCUGGGAGAAGGACCCUGUCAUGUAUAAUGACUUCUGUUCUGCCACCAGGGGGGCUGCUAGAGCGGCUGCUAACUUGGCUAAUGCGUCUGCCUUGUCGUUCUUUCUCCUUUGUACGUGGCAGAAUUCGAGUAGCUCGAACUGUUUCAUGAGCUCCAUAGCAAUCUAG
This is a messenger RNA of Ilex paraguariensis (yerba mate), 355 nucleotides long. Lineage: Eukaryota; Viridiplantae; Streptophyta; Magnoliopsida; Aquifoliales; Aquifoliaceae. The record is from the annotation of a GenBank genome assembly.